Impatiens glandulifera is the source of this 1102-nucleotide messenger RNA. RefSeq names its product putative anthocyanidin reductase. NCBI's taxonomy places the organism in Eukaryota, Viridiplantae, Streptophyta, Magnoliopsida, Ericales, Balsaminaceae. Gene Ontology annotation, molecular function: oxidoreductase activity, acting on the CH-OH group of donors, NAD or NADP as acceptor. The transcript has 5 exons. The record is from RefSeq and is a predicted model, not a curated record. Bases 3 to 1088 code for a protein of 361 amino acids.
AAAUGGAAGAAAGAGAAAUGAAAAGAGAAGAAGAUGAAGAUGGUACCAAGAUUUACUGUGUAACGGGUGCCAACGGAUACAUAGGAUCAUGGCUAGUCAAAUCUCUUCUUCUUAAAGGCCACACUGUCCAUGCCGCUGUCCGCCACCCUGACAAGUGUUUGCAUCUCUUGCCGAUAUGGGGUGGGGAAGAAAUUAGCAAUAGAUUGAGGAUUUUCAAGGCCGAUCUCUUUCAAGAAGGAAGCUUUGAUGAGUGUGUAUCAGGUUGUCAUGGUGUUUUUCAUGUUGCAGCUUCCAUGGAUUUCACUACUCCACUCAUCACUACUACUCAACAAGAUCUUGAAAAUUAUGUUCAAAGUCAUAUAAUUGAACCGGCUGUUAAGGGGACCUUAAACCUACUAAAUUCAUGCUCCAAGGCUUUGUCUGUAAAGAGAAUCGUUUUUACUUCAUCAAUUAGCACAAUGACGGGUAAGGACUCGAAUGGAAACCGGAGGAAUGUGGUUGACGAGUCGUGUUGGACUCCCAUAAACGAUGUUUUGAGCAAUAAAACGAGUGGUUGGGUUUAUUCACUCUCGAAGCUUCAAACUGAGAAGGCUGCAUUCAAAUAUGCGGGAGAGAAUGGGCUUGACCUUGUUUCGAUCAUAACCACCACUGUUGGUGGACCUUUCCUAACUUCAACUGUCCCUUCAAGCAUCCAAGUCUUGUUGUCUCCAAUAACGGGCAAUCCUAAAUUUGCAGCGAUAUUAGAGGCCGUGAACUCGAGAAUGGGGUCUGUUGGAUUGGUUCAUAUAGAGGAUGUUUGUAAUGGGCACAUAUUCCUCAUGGAACAUAGCCAAGCACGAGGAAGAUACAUUUGUUGUGCCCAAACAUGUCUCAUGUCUGAGUUGUUUCAUCAUCUGGCUAAAGAAUCCUCGUCUUCUUCACGCAUGUUGCCUAUAAAUGGAGAUGGUUCAUCGAUGGAUAAUUGCGAGAUAUCAUCAGAGAAACUAAAGCAGUUGGGCUUCACUUACAAGUAUUCUAUACAAGACAUCAUGAAUCAUACUGUUUCCUUUUCUACAAGUUUUGGUUUUUUACCACCAAAUGGAAACUAAUUAUUGUAUUACUA